Molecule: messenger RNA, 1948 nt
Organism: Salvia hispanica
Lineage: Eukaryota; Viridiplantae; Streptophyta; Magnoliopsida; Lamiales; Lamiaceae
Source: RefSeq, a predicted model, not a curated record
AUGUUACAGGUCUUCCGAGAGUGGAAGAACGCCACUGACCCCACGGAGAAGAGGAUUCUUUUCGAGAUGCUCGAGAGCAUGCGUGUCGAUUUAGAGAUCGCGACGAGGAGGCUGGGGGGUUCCGACGUGGGCUCAGAUAGCACGAGGGUGGCGGUAGCGGCGGCGGCGAUGGCCACGAGGAGGGCGACGGCGAGCGGCGAUGAGGAGGGUGUUCGCAAAUCUCGCCCCUGCGGAGGAGCUGGACGAGGCAGCCGCAGCGGUAGUGGUGAAAGCGGAGGCAGAGGAGGAAUUAUCGAUGGAUGGGUGCCUUUGAGAGCCGAUGCGUACGAGAGAUUGGAUAAGAUUGGGCAAGGGACAUAUAGCAAUGUGUACCGCGCUCGUGAGCUGAAAAGCAACAGGAUCGUGGCAGUGAAGAAGGUUCGUUUCGACAAUUUCCAAGCCGAGAGCGUGAGGUUCAUGGCGCGCGAGAUCAUGAUUUUACGCAUGCUCGAUCACCCAAACGUGAUGAAGCUGGAGGGGAUUAUUACUUCCAGAUUGUCGUCUACGAUUUACCUAGUAUUCGAGUACAUGGAGCACGAUCUCGCGGGCCUCUUGUCGUGUCCCGACAUCACUUUCUCAGAGUCACAGGUGAAAUGUCUGAUGCGGCAGGUGUUGAGUGGGUUGGAUCACUGCCAUUCCCGGGGUAUAAUGCAUCGGGACAUCAAGUCAUCUAAUAUAUUGGUCAAUAAUCAAGGAGUGUUGAAGAUUGCCGACUUUGGGCUCGCUUAUUUCACCAGGCCUAAGACCCGGGACCCACUAACCAACCGCGUUGUCACUCUCUGGUACCGACCCCCUGAGCUCCUCCUAGGCUCCACCAACUACGGAGGCGAGGUCGAUCUCUGGAGUGUGGGUUGUGUCUUCGCUGAGCUAUUCAUGGGAAGGCCUAUUCUCAAGGGCCGAACUGAGGUGGAGCAACUGCACAAGAUCUUCAGGCUAUGCGGGACACCACCGGAGGAGUACUGGAGAACGUCCCGGCUGCCCCUGGCGAGUAUGUUCAAGCCACAGCAUCCAUACGACAGCACGCUGAGAGAGAGGUGCAGCGAGCUUCCCAAAGGCGCUGUGGAUCUCAUAGAGUCACUGCUUGCCAUACAGCCGGCCAAGCGCGGGACGGCUGCAUCUGCUCUCGACUCUGAGUAUUUCAAGAUGCGGCCGUACGCGUGUGAUCCGUCUAGCAUGCCGAAAUUCCCCCCAAACAAAGAGAUGGAUGCUAAAGCCAGAGAAGACGAGAGAAGGAUGAAAGGAUUUUCAUCAAACUCAAGGAGACUGCGAAAGGAAUCUAGUGACUUGUGCAAAGCGGUCGGGCGCAGGAACAAUAACAAACAGGCAUUGGACACGAAAUCGGACGUCUCGGCAGCAUCCAACAGCACGCAGGACUCAAUCACCAGCACUAAAUCCGUGCCCGUAUCCAUCGCUCAACACAGCAUCUCCGUCUCAAUAUCCCAGAAAUCGCUUGAACCUUCGCCCCUCCUAUCCGCUCGGUCUCAAAUAAGACUGCACCGCCCCGGAGGAUCCUUGGACUCCGCUGAAAUAUCAGAUAUGCCCCAAUUUUCCGAGAAUGAUCAACCUCGUCUUACACUUCGUAGAUCGCGUUUCCACAAAGAUUAAUUCUCUCUCCUCUCCAUUCCAAAUACGAACCCCCAUUUUUUGCUGACAACUCACACAGAAUGAACUUGUCCCUAUUUUCAUCUUCUGCAUUUCCAACUCAACUGUAUAUUCAUUCCUUUCAUUUUUCUUCUUGUAAUCACAUAACAUCAAAUGUAGUUUAGCUGAGUCUUUUUAACUCAGUAAUGGUUAGUGUCUCAGAUAAAUUUUUGGAUACAACAUGUAUUUGUGAAUUACUCCUGUAUAUGUAUGCAAACAUUAUCUAUAUCGGUAUUUUUGUUAAUACUAAAAAUACUUUGGAAAUUAA